AAGGGCACCUCCACCCGAUCCACAUUCUUUGAAGUUAUUGUGAAUGCCUCGAGGACCAAGGGACCGUUGAAAUUUCCAAUUUCAGGAAGUUCCAGUGGAUGCCCAUCAGGAAGAUUCUCAUGCUGGACAGAAGGGCAAGAGAGGUGGAUCUGUGAGGGAAAAGACCCAAUAGGAUAACUCAAGUUGCUGAAAUGCUCGGAUUUAAGAUACCUGUCUGAUGAAGCAGUAAAUGAAAUCUGAUUUCAAGGUCACUGAAGGAAGGAAAUGCUUUUUGACAGAUUGUCACUUCUGAAUAAUCACCAGAGAACCACUUCAGGUCCAAUUAGACAAGCCAAAAUGAAGAACAGUUAGUCAGAUGAUUUAAGUGUUUGAUUUGAAUCUGCCGACUCUUCAGUCUCCUGGCUUUUUUUAGUGUGAUAUGAUGAGGGACAUUUAAGAAGAUUAUUCUCAGUAAAUGAAUUUGUAACCUCUCAUGGUUAUCCAUGUGUCCCAGUACCAGCAGAACAACCUUCUGAAACCUCGGCCUGUCUCCCAGUUGGUUGCACAGCAGGUUACCCAGCAGUUUGUGCCCCCUACACAGUCAAAGAAAGAGAAAAAAGAUAAAGUAGAAAAAGAAAAAAGUGAAAAGGAAACAACUAGCAAAAAGAACAGUCAUAAGAAAACCAGGCCAAGAUUGAAAAAUGUGGAUCGGAGUAGUGCUCAACAUUUGGAAGUUACCGUUGGAGAUCUGACAGUCAUUAUUACAGACUUUAAGGAGAAAACGAAGUCACCGCCCGCAUCUAGUGCUGCUUCUGCAGAUCAACACAGUCAGAGUGGCUCCAGCUCUGAUAACACAGAGAGGGGAAUGUCCAGGUCAUCUUCACCCAGAGGAGAAGCCUCAUCAUUGAACGGAGAAUCUCAUUAAAGUUUAUUUUCUCCAAUUUCCUAGUCACUUCUGUCAUACCAUGCAAAUACACAGAUUAUGCCAAGAAGUACCACAUUUUCAUGACAAACAUAUUCAUGCACAAUCCAUAAUUUGCAUUUUACAUAAAAUAGAAAUUUGUUAGCUUUUAUUGCAAUCUAUGCCUACCAAACAUUUCCAGACUUAACAUUUUGGUCUCCACAGUUAAAGGUGCCAUGAAAAUGUGGUUGAAUUACUCAUUAUGCAGUGUUAUUGGUAAGUCUAUUUUCACUUUUAGUUUAGUGAAUUCUAACACAUAAUUCUUGAAUUCUCUACUAUUGGCAUGUAACGAAUUUAAAUUUUUAUAACAUAGUGCAAGCUGCCUAAAUAUGUAUUAUUUGAGAAUUGUGAAACAAAUAGUUAUAUGUAUACAAGUCAAAAAUCAACUUAAUCAACUGUUGCUACAACAGAAUUUUCUUAAUGGUUAUCCUCUUAAAUACACCUGCUGGUACUUGGUGUGGUUAAAUAGGAAGAUUGUUAUUAAAUAAAGAAUUUGUAUGAACCAUUGCCAAUGUUUUUGACACAUUUUACUAAAUUAUUGUUCCUGAAUUAUGUUUUAGGUUUUAUCUGUUUUUUGGGGGGUUUUUUGCUUAUCUUUCAAAACAUUCAUUUAUUGUAAUGUUUACUAGCAGACUAGUAAACAAUAAAACAUUGAUUACUUGGCUUUAUAAUUCAGAUUUAGUGCUAUUGUCAUUGAACACUGGUAUUUUCUGUAUUAUAUAGAACAUUAAAAUUCAAGUAAUUAUAAGCAUUUGGCAAAAACAGAAGAGAAGAAACCUGUCAUAUUUUAAAAGCUGCAGUUUUGGAAAAGCUUUAUCUUAAUAGUUUUAUCACUGUUUCCUUGCCCCAAACUUAUCCAGGGUCAUAGAAGUGUGAAUCUAAUUAAUACAGAAAUGGGAACUGUUGCACAGAACUGAGAAAUAACUAAUCUUUAAUCAGUUUAAUUGGCCUCUUAUUAAAUAUAACAAUUCUUAUAAAAAUUAUAGUACCCUAUUUUCAGAAACAAUUGCCAGUUUAUGCAUUUAUCGAUAUCCUAAAAUUUAAAAAGUAUUUACAGCCCCACUUACUAUUAUGUAAAUUUACCAAUAAAAUAUUUUUAUGACUACA
This is a messenger RNA of Physeter macrocephalus (sperm whale), 2047 nucleotides long. RefSeq names its product YY1 associated factor 2 (gene YAF2). NCBI's taxonomy places the organism in Eukaryota, Metazoa, Chordata, Mammalia, Artiodactyla, Physeteridae. The transcript is spliced from 7 exons. The record is from RefSeq and is a predicted model, not a curated record. Gene Ontology annotation, molecular function: DNA binding; transcription coregulator activity. The coding region runs from base 473 to 904 and encodes 143 amino acids. Gene Ontology annotation, cellular component: nucleus. Gene Ontology annotation, biological process: positive regulation of DNA-templated transcription.